ACGGAAGUCGUCGCCUAAACUCUGCGGCGUACACAUCAAAAGCGAUCUGGAGAUUGGUGUACCCUCCCUCGGAUGUUGUAAAGGUGUAAAAAUUGUUGCGUACAAUUUAAUGCAACCCGUCCUGAAGCAAAGCCAUGGCGGUGAUUGCAGAUGACUCGGGAAAGGAGAUUAAGUCUGUUCAAGACGUUCUGAAAACGGAAGGCAAUGACGAGCUUAAAUUCGGUUUGCUUAUUGGACUGAUCAAAGUAAACCAGGUGUCAAGUAAGGAUGUCGUCGACACAGUGUUGCACUUGCUUGUUGGGGGAGAAUUUGACAUUGAAAAUAAUUUCAUCAUUCAAAAUCCCAAGAAUAUCCUUCACAUGUUGAAGCUGCUGGAAGUUUGCCCUCACACUCUGCAGGCAGAAAUAUGGAGUGUCUUUACAGCCAUGCUGAAAAAAAGCAGGAGAAAUCUUGCAGCAUGCACAGAUGUUGGAUUAAUUGGCCUUGCACUGAAAAUGUUGGGUAAUGCAGAGGAUAUGGCAGCAGACUUAAUUGUCGAGAUGCUGGGAAUUUUAGCAAGCUACAGCAUCACUGUCAAGGAGCUGCGAGCUCUGUUUGCUUUUCUCAAAGCAAAGGAUGGAAAAUGGCCUCGACACUCAGUGAAGCUGAUUUCAGUUCUUCGACAGAUGCCUCAGCGUCAGGGACCUGAUGAGUUCUUCAGUUUUCCAGGGAAAAAAGGAUCGCAUAUUGCACUACCACCAAUCAAGACAUGGCCUGCACAGAAUGGAUGGACUUUUUCUUGUUGGCUGCGAUUGGACCCAGUGACUGGCGCAAGUGUAGAACGAGAGAAACCCUACAUCUAUUGCUUCCGGACCAGCAAAGGAAUUGGCUAUUCAGCCCACUUUGUAGGAGAGGCUCUUGUCAUCACAUCCAUGAAGGUCAAGGGCAAGGGGUUUCAGCACUGUGUGAAAUACGAAUUUCAACCACGCAGGUGGUACAUGGUGACUCUGGUCCAUGUUUACAAUCGCUGGAGUCGCUCAGAAAUCCGGUGCUAUGUCGACGGACAGUUGGUGUCAUCAGCAGAUAUGUCAUGGCUUGUUUCCACAAGUGAUCCUUUUGACAAGUGCUAUUUGGGUUCAAGUGUCGAUGGCGAUGCAGAGAAUAUGUUUUGUGGCCAGAUGUCUACAGUUUACCUCUUUAGUGAAGCACUUUUACCCCAGCAGAUACAAGUGGCUUACCAACUAGGUCCUGGCUACAAGAGCCAGUUCAGGUUUGACAAUGAAAGCACUGCUGUUCUUGGAGACUCUGCUGCCAGGAUACUAUAUGAUGGACGACUAACUAGCAGCAUAGUGUUCAUGUACAACCCUAUUGCUUGUGAUAGUCAGCUGUGCUUGGAAUCUUCUCCAAAGGGAAAUCCUUCUUUCUUUGUCCACACACCUCAUGCCAUGAUGUGCCAGGAUGUGAAGGCAGUGAUAACUCAUUCUAUACACAGUACCCUUCAUUCGCUGGGAGGAGUACAGAUCCUUUUCCCAUUGUUUGGUCAGCUAGACAUGCCUGUUGAUCAAGGUCCUGACAAACAGAGUCAAGUGGAUUACACAACAUGUGCUAAUCUGAUGGACUUGCUGUGUGAUCUACUGAAGAGUUCCUCCACCAUUCAGCAGCAGUUUUUGCAGAGCAAAGGCUUUCUUGUCAUAUCAUACCUUCUGGAAAAAUCUUCAAGGGAUCACAUCACACCUGCUGUUUUAGAAGCCUUUCUUGACCUGACUCAGUACUUGGUCAAACUGCCCACUGGUUCCCCGCUACUCAAGCACUUGUUUGAUUACAUCUUGUUCAACCCCCAGUUGUGGGUACACACUUCUGUAGAGGUGCAGACAAAACUAUACUGCUACCUUGCUACAGAAUUCAUCAAUGAUGCUCACAUCUAUACCAACAUCCGCAGAGUGUCAGCUAUCCUCCAGACAAUGCACUCUCUGAAGUUUUUCUACUGGGUAGUCAGUCCACAGGAUCGUAGUGGGAUCAUUCCUAAAGGCUUGGAUGGGCCUCGACCAACAUGUGAUGAGAUAGUCAGACUGAGGUCUUUCAUGCUUCUCUACCUGCGAGAGCUGAUCAUCAAAGGGCAGGGAAUAUUAGAGGAUGAACUUCAGAGCAUGCUGAAUUACCUGACCACGCUACAUGAAGAUGACAACCUACUUGAUGUUUUGGAGCUGUUGGUGGAACUGAUGGCUCAACAUCCAGCAUCCAUGGUGCCUGCUUUUGACAAGAAGAAUGGUGUAUGCACGGUGUUUAAACUACUGGCCUCACAGAGAGAGGACAUCCGUCUGUUGGCACUGCGUCUACUAGGGUUUUUCCUUAUGCGUAGCACAUACAGGCGAAAGCAAGAUGCCAUGAACCCAUACAACCUCUUCAGUCUUUUGGCUGAACGUCUUAUGCUUCACUCCAGCAAUAUUUCCAUGAACAUCUACCAUGUUCUGUUUGAGAUUUUGACAGAGAGGAUGAGUCUGGAGAAACCUAAAGAUCUGGAGCCAGAGUCUACCCAUAGGAUUGAGAAUUCAGCAAUCCUUAAAGUGGUAGCAACCAUGAUCAGGCAGUCGAAAGCUACUGCAGAGGUCCUGGAGGUGAAAAAGAAAUUCUUGUCAGACCUCACGAUUCUUUGCAAUAACAACAAGGACAACAGAAGAACUGUGCUGCAAAUGUCGGUUUGGCAAGAUUGGCUGUUUUCUAUGGCCUACAUUUACCCACGAAAUGCGGAGCAGCAGAAAAUCACGGACAUGGUCAUGGCUUUGUUCCGCAUGCUGCUGCACCAUGCCAUCAAGUACGAGUUUGGAGGCUGGCGUGUCUGGAUUGAUACUCUGGCCAUCUUGCACUCAAAGGUGACAUAUGAAGACUUCACCCUACACAUGUCCAAAGUAUACCACCAGUAUGAGCAGCAACGAACUGAUGACAUCUCUGAUCCCAAAGAGCGUCAGCAGAGACCAAUCAGCACCAUUUCAGGUCUCAGCAGUGGAGACACCAGGCCAGCACCAAAGUCAACUGUUCGCAUUUCUGAGGUCACGGAAGAUGAAGCAGCCGCUAUAGAGAAAGAGAAUGGAGAGAAAAAAGAGGACCAGUCUGAGGAAGAAAAAGAAAAAGGCAUCAAAGAAGAUGGGGACCAUGAAGAACAAAAAGAAAAUGUGGAAGAAAAUUCCCUUAAAGAUGUUGAGACACGAGAGAGUGCGGAUGGUGCAUCUGUGGUGCCAAACCAAGAGACUAGGAAGGAGGAGGAGGAGGAGAGUUCAAAAGAACAGGCUGACACAGAGAAAUCUUCAGAAGUCCAGGGCACUGACAGCAGUUCCACAGAAGUGUCUGUGUCUGAAUCAACUGCUACGUCAGGCUCAGCACCACCGGAACUACCUGUGUCAGAGUCAGCACCUUCUGCCAGGUCUAGAGUUAAGCCCAAACAUUCUGGAAGCCUUGACAGUGAAGAGCAGAAUCACAACCAGAGUGCUUCACUACAUCGUCACCCUUCCAGUGCUAGCCGUACUGGGGACGAGAGACAAGGCCGCACUAUUUUCAGCCCAGGCCCACGGGCUCCACCUUUCCGUAUUCCUGAGUUUCGGUGGUCCUAUCUUCACCAGAAGUUGCUUAGUGAUCUUCUGUUUGCUGUGGAAACAGACAUCCAAGUGUGGAAAAGUCACAGCACAAAGAAUGUCAUUGACUUUGUCAAUGCUGCUGAAAACCACAUCUAUGUGGUGAAUGUUACUCACAUGAUCUCUCAGCUGGCAGACAACCUCAUCACUUCCUGUGGAGGUCUUCUCCCUUUACUUGCGGCUGCCACAUCACCAAAUGGAGAAAUUGAAAUAUUGGAACCAAACCAAGGCCUCAGCAUAGAGCAGGCUGUGUCCAUCCUGCAGCGCAUCAUGGCCAUGACCGAUAUCUUAGUCUUUGCCUCAUCAACUAACUUUGCUGAGCUGGAGCAAGAAAAGAAUAUGCCAUCUGGUGGCAUUCUGCGACAGUGCCUUCGUCUGGUUUGCACAGCAGCUGUGCGAAACUGCCUAGAAUGCAGACACCGUUAUUCCCGCCCUCCAUCAGAACCCCCAUCGCCAGGAGCUGGAGCGGGAGGCAAACCAGUAAAUGGAGUAAAUCCUAUUCAGUCCCUUAUUGGAGGAUCACACCCAUCCACAAAGAACAUAGUGGAGAACCUGGCAGGACAAGUGGCCCCCAUUAAAGAUCCUGAAAAGCUUCUACAAGACAUGGACAUCAACAGGCUGCGUGCUGUUGUAUACCGUGAUGUGGAGGAGACAAAACAAGCCCAGUUUCUGGCCCUGGCCAUUGUGUACUUUACAUCAGUCCUUAUGGUUUCAAAGUAUCGUGAUAUCCUGGAACCACCUACACCAACAUCAGCUGCAGGCAGCUCUUUUGGAACAAGUCGCAGGGACAGCACUGCCUGGCAGAAACUGAGCUCGUCAGCCAUCCCCCUUCUGCCUGAAAGCAGUAGCAGCAACAAUGGCAACAAACCUGCAACUACCACAAGCAAAACUUGUUCCACCUCCAGUGAAGAGGUGGCCAGUACCAAAGGGGGUGAGAUGAAAGGUCCAGCCAUCGAGGAGCCCAGCGCAGUUCCAGCACUUGUUCCUACACCAACAGAAGCAGACAUUGAGGAUGGUGGUGGUGGUGAUGGUGGUGGUGGUGGUGACGACGGGGGCAGCGUAUUAGCACAGAUGGCUUCUGGCAGCCUCGAGUUAUGUCCAGAGGCUACUGAACAAGGAGAUGAGGAAGAGAAGGAACAAGACAGGGAGGAGAAUCAAGACAGCAAAGAUAGUGACACCACUCCAAGAUCUGAAGAAAGUUCUUCUGCUGUAGAAGUUAGCAUAUCGAAAGAAGCAAGUGAGGAAAGUAAAGAUGAAGAAGCAUUGAAAGAUAUUGGUUCUGUAGUGGAGAAUAAAGAAGCAGAUGUGGCUGCAGCCUCUGGAGAUGAUAAGGAAUGUAAAACAGAGGAACCUGUUGAGACUGAAUCUAAAGAGCAGCCAAGAGAAGUUCCUAUUGAAUCAGAUGGAGUGAAAACAGAUGAAAAAUCAGAGGCUGAAGAAACCACCAAAGAGCUGGAAGAAAAGAUUGAACAGAAACCAGAAGAUGUAGUUCCAGCAGAAGCUGAGGACCAGUCAACCACCUCUGCUGGCAGUGAGAAUGAAACAAGGGAAGAUGUGAAGUCUGCUGAUAGUGAAAACCUGCCUGCAAGCAAAGAGGAAUCAGAAAUCUUGAAGGGAGCUGAUAGAGAAGACAAAAUGGGUGAGGAGGAUAAGUCCAGCAGAGAGGAUGACAUCACAAUGGUCAGGAGAGGUGAAAGAGAAGAGGCAGAAGGAAGCAGUAACCAGCCCAUCUCUUCUAUCACUGUCAGUCAUAAACCCGAAGAAGGCGCCACUGCAGCAACAGACAUUCCUAAGCCAAGCCGUCUCGAUCUAACCCACCCAGAUAUUCCAGACCACCUUCACAACCUGCCUGUUGAUGGAGGUUCCCUCACAAAACGUCUAGAGAGAGCCUUGGGCUCUGUGGCACCGCUGCUGCGAGAGAUCUUUGUUGACUUUGCUCCAUUCUUGUCAAAGACAUUGAUUGGUUCUCAUGGGCAGGAACUUUUGAUAGGCGGUCUAGUGACGUUGAAGCAGAGCACCUCAGUGGUGGAGCUGGUCAUGUUGUUAUGCUCUCAGGAGUGGCAGAACUCUUUACAGAAGCAUGCAGGACUGGCGUUCAUCGAGCUAGUGAAUGAAGGGAGACUACUGGCGCAUGCCACAAGAGACCAUAUUGUGAGAGUAGCCAAUGAGGCUGAGUUCAUUCUUAACCGAAUGCGAGCUGAAGAUGUACAAAAACAUGCAGAGUUUGAGUCAUUAUCUGCCCAGUUGAUGUUAGAACGUCGAGAAGAGGAGAAACUGUGUGAUCACCUGAUUAAAUCAGCUAAAAGACGUGAUCAUUCAUUAGCUUACAAGCUGCGUGAAAAGGUUGUGAAUAUCCUUACAAACAAGCAUGGUGCCUGGGGUGAAGGAAAAACAAGUGAUGCCUUGGAGUUCUGGAAGUUGGAUGUUUGGGAGGAUGACUCUCGACGACGUAGACGUCUAGUGAGAAAUCCACUGGGUUCUACUCAUCCUCAAGCCACUCUAAAAGCUGCCAUUGAGCAUGGUGCCACAGAAGAUGCAAUCAACCAGGCUCGGGAAGCAUUUCAUGCUCACCUGACUCACCUGCGCAAAGUACAGAAGGAGACAACUGAUUACACUGACGAAGAGCUUAUGAUGGAGGAAAAAGACUUUGAGCAAGAUUUUUCAGGACCUGUGGCACUGUCCACCAGCUGUAAACUGAUCGUGCCAGGUGUGGCUGUUAAUGGCACAAUGUCCAUCACCAAGUCUGAGCUGUACUUUGAGAUGGAUGAUGAAGAUGCAGAAAAUAAGAAGAUUGACCCACAGGUGCUGGCUUACGUGGACUGUCUUCACGGCAAAUGGAACUUCUCAGAGGUGCGAGCUAUUUUCUCCCGUCGCUACCUCCUGCAGAAUGUUGCCAUCGAGAUUUUUAUGGCCAACAGGACGGCCAUGAUGUUUGCUCUGCCUGACCACAAUACUGUGAAAAAAGUGAUAGACUUGCUACCAAGAGUUGGUGUUGGCAUCAAAUAUGGAUUACAACAGGCGAGGCGCAUGUCCUUAGCUUCUGGCAAACAGCUUUUUAAACUGUCCAACAUGACUCAGAAGUGGCAGCGCCGAGAAAUCUCCAAUUUCGACUAUAUUAUGUACCUCAACACUGUUGCAGGGCGGACAUACAACGACCUUAACCAGUACCAUGUGUUCCCGUGGGUACUGGUCAGCUAUGACAGUGAAGAGCUGGACCUUUCAACUGCCACUACCUAUCGUGAUCUCUCAAAGCCAAUUGGUGCUCUGAAUGAGACAAGGAGGAGUUAUUUUGAAGAGCGUUAUGCUACUUGGGAACAUGAGCAGAUCCCUCCCUUCCACUAUGGAACUCAUUAUUCCACUGCUGCCUUCACCCUCAACUGGCUUAUACGCAUUGAGCCAUUCACCACCCUUUUCCUGAAUCUGCAAGGGGGCAAGUUUGACCACCCAAAUCGUAUCUUCUCUUCAAUUGCCCAGGCAUGGAAGAACUGUCAACGAGACACAUCUGAUGUCAAGGAACUUAUUCCAGAGUUUUUCUUCUUGCCGGAGAUGCUCGUGAACAGCAGUAGGUAUGAACUAGGAAAACAGGAGGAUGGCCAGGUGGUUUCAGAUGUUGAGCUUCCACCAUGGGCCAAAACGCAAGAGGAUUUCAUUCGUAUCAACAGACAGGCUUUGGAAUCAGAAUUUGUCUCUGGCCAGCUACACCACUGGAUAGACCUCAUUUUUGGCUACAAACAAAGAGGUCCAGAAGCUGUACGAGCAACCAAUGUGUUCUACUACCUGACAUAUGAAGGCAACGUCAGUCUGGAGGCCAUAACUGACCCUGUUAUGAGAGAGGCAGUAGAGAAUCAAAUUCGCAGUUUUGGUCAAACUCCGUCUCAGCUGUUAACAGAGCCUCAUCCACCUCGCAGUUCUGUCAUGCAUCUGAGCCCAAUGAUGUUCUCACAAAGCCAGGAGGAUGUCUGUAUGAUCAUGAAGUUCCUGUCUAACUCACCUGUGGUGCAUGUUGCUGCCAACACCCAUCCAGCAGUUCCCACACCAGCAAUUACUACAAUUACAGCCAACCAUCAUUUUGCCAUCAACAAGUGGAAUAAUGCAUAUGUCCCCCAGUCAUCUGGCUCCAGUUUUUCUUCAGAGAAGCAAGACCCGCAGAAUACCCCUCAGCUGCCACUCAGCAUGGAUCAGUUACUAGCUUUAAAUACAGGACUGCAGCGUCGCACUCUUGGAGACAACUUUGAUGAAAGGUUGACGGCCACUCACUCUAGCUUUGUCACAACAGCUGACAAUCGCUUUAUCUUUGCCUGUGGUUUUUGGGACAAGAGCUUCCGCCUGUACUUUGCAGAAACAGCCAAAAUACUGCAAGUGGUAUUUGGCCAUUACGAUGUGGUGACAGUGGUGGGGCGAUCAGAGUGCAAUGUUAACCAAGACUGCUACGUGGUAACAGGAGCAAAGGAUUGUAGUGUCAUGGUGUGGAUGUUUAAUGCCAAAAGCCAGGCUAUCCUUGGGGACAAUGGCAACCCAACUCCAAAAGCGGUGCUGACGGGUCACCAGUCAGAAGUUACCUGUGUUGCAGUUAUUGCUGAGCUGGGUAUUGUUGUCAGUGGGUCUAAAGAUGGACCUUGCCUCAUCCAUACGUUGGGUGGGGACCUGCUGCGCUCUCUUGACCCUCCAGAGAUUUGUGUCAUCCCACACCUGAUCACAAUUUCACGUGAGGCCUUCAUUAUUGUGACAUUUGACAAAGGUCAUGUCUGCUCUUUCACAAUCAAUGGCAAGCUUUUGCGUUUCAUGGAGCACAAAGAUUCUCUGCAGGCCCAAACACUAAGCCGUGAUGGGCAAUAUCUUAUUUUGAGUGGAGAUGGGGGUGUUGUGGAAGUUUGGCGUUCCCAUGACUUCACUUUGCUGUACACUUAUCCACAGUGCGACAGCAGCAUCCGCUCCCUAGCCCUCACCCAUGAUCAUAAGUUUCUGAUAGCAGGGCUUGCAACAGGCUGUAUCCUGGUGUUUAACAUCGACUUCAACAAGUGGCACCACGAGUAUCAGGAGCGCUACACAUAACCAUCUCACACAGUUCCUGUCUGGCAGUCUUCUUACAAUCUCUUGCCUUGUGCAUCAAAUAGAGGUGGCUUUGACCUUCCAGAGGUCUUUUUAUUCAUGGGUUCCUUUGUUUGCUUUCCUGCUAAGACCUUCAGCAAAGCAGCGUGGAAAGCAAACAGUGAGAUCCAUGUCCCUGGAGAAGUGGAUUGGAUUUAAUGGGUUAAAUGAAUAUUACUAUUAUUAGUGCAUUAUGAUACUUUGCUUUUCUCUACAUUUACAAGAAUUGUAAAUACUGCUAGUUUCAUAGGUUAUAACCCCUCCCCCUUAUUUUUUUAUUUUUUUUUAUUUCUACUGAUAUGUGAUAAUAUGUGUAAAUGCCUCCUCAGAAGAGGAGUAAUAGACCUUCAGGAAUUUUAACUGAGUUCUGCAGAGCUCCUCAGUAAUUUCGCAUCACUCAAAAGGACUUCUCCUUAUCAAGUUUUUCUUGUAACCAUAAAUUCAUGGACCUGUCAGAAGGCUCUGUCAAAUGUUGUGGCACAGCAAGGCAAAUGCAUGGUCUGUGCAGUGCUUUGAUGACCAGCAAGGCCAAGCUGGCUACAUUAUUUACAUGCAGCUGAGAUGAAUAAGGUGACCAGCAUAUGUGCUAUGCUUAAGCCUAUGUAUACAAUUUACUAAGCAUAUCUGUCAUCACACUGCCCGUCCAAGAUUUUGAAGUCAAAUGAUAUAAUUUUCAGAAUUGGUUACAGGGGAGAGAUUUAAUUAUUAGCCUCUCUUAUAUUAAGAAUAUGCAAGGUUAUUUCCUGUUGUCAGGAAUGCUCACUGAAUGAAACUUACUUUCUCAGAGUGACAGCCAGCAACAACAAUUAACAAAAAUAACAGUUUCAAGUCCAUGCUACUAUUGUACAAAACCAUGCCGCAUGGAUACAUGAACCACCGUCACACAGCCAUGUAACUGUUGGCGGUUUUCUGUGUGUAUAUCCAGCCUUUGUUGAAAUAUUUAAGUGACCAAUCUCUAAGGAAAGUACCUUGAGUUAACCCUAGUUUUAUCCUGCAUUGUGAAUGAGGUUCGGCAUCUUCUGCUUCUGCUUUCUUCACUAAAAAUUUUUUUUCAUAUCUGUGUUGAUUUUGUUGUUGUCCUUGCUUUCUUGCUGGGUGGUUUCCUUUCUAGAUUUGUUUCUAAUGAUUGCACAUCAGUGAUGUUAAUGUGAAUACUGAGGCCUCACAAGUGUGUGGUCUAAAUACCGAGAUCCUUUUCAGGAACUCAUGUUGCAGGCCCUAGUCAGAUAUUGUUAUCAGUACUAAUGUUUUUCUGUGCUUUUGUCACGCUUAUGCUGCAUCCUUCAUAAAAUAAUUUGAGAUUAUAAGUAUUUGAAAGUAAAGCCUAACUCUGUAAAAUAAAUAUCUACUAUUGUUUAAAAAUGUCCCUUUCACAGCUGUUUUAGAGAUUCUCAACCUUCUUAGGACACACUGAGACUGUUAAAGGUGUUGCAAAAGAGAUAGCUUAAGUUGGUUUUUAUUUAUGUUACAAUUACAAAGUGUUGUUUGCUGUUCUCUGUGUAAUUUGGUAUCCAUGUGAAAAUGUAUUAGCUGUCAUUCCAUUUCUUCUGCUUCUGGAAGGAGAAAGUGGAAAUAGCAUCAUGAACAAUUACCAAUUUAUGUCUAGUGACUAGAAAUUAUAAAAUGUUCAGACAAAUUUUGUUUAGCACAUGGGUUUUACCAACUCAAAAAUAUGGCAGAGCCAUCACUGCUUUUUCCUGAAUGAUCUAGCAUGACAUGAACAAAGUUCACCUCUUGGUGGUGAUCCAUUCUAGACAUGUAACAAGAUUGUUUGCUGUCUUAACUGUAAAUAUGAAAAUAGCGGACUUUUUAAACAACACAUUUAAAGGAGUAUGGUUAGUAUAUACAUCUCUCUGUUUUAGAAAAUGGUAUUUAAAAGUAAUGGUCCUAAAAGUUCUUAAAUCAAGCCCUGUGACUUAAUGAGUGAGAAAGUGCCUACUUUGCUUAGCCUCUUACCUGGAUUAAAUUCAAAGUUCUGUAAAAUGUGACUUUUUAAAAGAAAAAAACAAAAUAGGACUUGCUGUGUCUUAAAAACUUUAAGUCUCUGGAAAAAACAUACAAAUGGUUGUUAAUGCUUAUGUAAGCAUACGCUUAUUUGGUGAUGGAAGUGAUGUUUCUGUGUGUUGGUGCCUGUGUCCAUGUUUUUGUAUGUGAAGUGCAUUUGCAAGCAUGAGCAAGUGGAGACUCUUGGAAAUAAUCUGGAAUCUCUGUACCAGCUUUAGAAAACUCUAAGCUGAUUGAGUUUUAUUUCUGUUCAGCAUUCUCCUUGAUCCAUGUUUUUAAUGUACUCAGUAAAUGAGAAAGGGAAUUCAAAUGUGGGUUGCUUGAUUUUGUGUAAGACAUGUAUUGUUUUUUUUAUUUUUAAGAUUAUAAAUGUAUAUGGAGGUUUCUGUGCAUGAGCAUAAAUAUAAUUAUUAUUUGUAAGCUGUGUGUCCUGUCACAUGUUGUCCAUCAGCAAUGUAAGCUGUGAGGCUUUUCACCUAUUUUUAUCAUAUUAUACACUGAAUUGCCAAGCAUCAUUGUCAGUGUUUUGCUUUUUAAAGCUUUCUUUUUUCUCCCUUUCCUUCUUGUUCUUUUUAAAUUUUUGGCUGCUUAAUUUCAAAGAAUAGUUCAGAGAAGAGCUGACUUUAUAUUCAGUGUUUAAAUGGCAAGUACAUCUAUGAUAACAAAGCACAUUUAAUACUGUUUGCUUUGUUGGUUUCCUAUAUUCAAAAUAUAUCCAGAUUCAGGCUAUUUAUUUCCUUUGUGAUUUCUACACCAUGGUUGUGGCAAUUACUGACUUUUGCCCCUCAAAGAUGUUUUCAUAUUUGUACAGAUUUAUGAUUUUCUUAAUAGCCCACCGCAAUAUUUUGUAUAUCGAAAUACAUGGGCAGAUGCAAGAUGAAAUUUCUGCUUUUUUUCUUCUGCAUAUAUGCAUUUGAAACAUCACUUUGCAAAUCAUAUAUGGUGUAAGCAUUCCAGUCUACCAGUUUAUGAUAAAUCUUUGUUUUAACUAUCUUCCGUAUAAAACAUUCCAUUAUCAGUUAAUGUUCUUUGCUGAGAACAAAUGUCACUGGGACUCAGAUAGCAGAUUAGUUAUUAUUAUGGAAAAGAUGACAUAUUCAGCAUGUACUCUGUUUGUGAAACAUUGGAAAACUGGAAUUGUUUAUGAAUGUUUAACAGUGCCAGACCAAGUCCUUGCAGUUUACAACUCAUUGUCUGAAUGUAUGAUUGCUAUUUAGAGAACAGGUUAUCAGAGUAUUAAUAUUGCUACAUUCCAUUCUUGUUUGUAAUCCACUUCAUCAAUGUAACCUGGAAAGUACCACUUUAGUUUGAGAGAUUCGGUACCUGUGUGAACUUAAAGCUGUUGUGCUUUUUUUAACAUAAGAACAAUAGGAUUGUUGUGAAUGGGUGGGUUUCUUUGUAGGAAAUACAGAGCAUAUGUAAUAGUCAUUGUAAAACUAACAUUACCUGCUGCAAAAGGUGUUUCAAAACAGGAAAUAAAACAACUGGUUUGAAGCUGGUUUGGAAAAGACUUAUUAAUAAGUUUUUAAGAUUGUGGGAAAAUAUUACAUCUUACAUUGAUUAUGUAUAAUGCUCGGAAAAUAACAUUUAAAACAUAUCAUUGAAGAAACACUUGUGUUAUGUGUGCAUAGAAAAUGAUAUCUUGCUAGAUUAGAUUUCAACAUCAAACAUGAUGUUUGCACUGUGAUUCAAACUUCCAAGCUGUGUGACACAUGAUGUUCAUAAGCUAAUUGUUCAGAGCAACCAUGUGCUUACCAGCAUGAAUUGUAUAAAAGUAUUUGUCUUGAAAAACUGUUACAUUGUAUGCAGAACGUUUUUAAAUUGUUGUUUUAUUUGCUUAAUAUACAGUUUAUUUCUUAUGUGGAAUUUUAAAGUUUCAGCUCUUUGUUAUAUCUUCUGUUCGGAGGUAUAUUUUUUGGCAUUGGUUGACAAGUUUGCCCUGCAUCAUCAAUUUAAUAAUCAGUAGUAAACACAAAAUAGCAUGCGAGAGUCACUUUACCAUUCACAUAAAAAAAAAUUUCAGCAUGACCACAACGAGCACACAGCUAGAUAUUUGAGAAUUUUGAAGGGCCUCUCACCCACUCUUUCACUUCUUCUGAAAAUAGAAAUGGCGAAAAAAUUGAUGUAAGUAAAAUGCCAUAAAGGGUUUAAACACACAAAAUAGUAACUGAAUAAAAGUGUUUUGUUUAUAAAGUCUCAUGCAGUAGACAAAUAAUAAAUGUACUAAAAGUAUUGGUGCUGUUUAAAACAUGUUAUCUAAUAUUUAAGUGCAUAACUGAAGCAGCAAACAGGUCGACAAUUUUUGGUGUGGGAAUAUUUCAAGCAUUCGAUGAGACCAUCACGAGACUAAUAUACCUGAAAUAAAAGUUUGCUUUAAAGCACUUUAGAAGUCAUGGUAAUUUAACAGGUAUAAGUAGUUUGACAACGCACAAAACUGUUCUUGAAACUAAUAGCAAGCAGCAUUUUAAGCUGUAAAAAAGGUGACAGUCCCUCUCUGUAAUGAUGGUUGCAUGUUCAUAGCAAAACACACGUACAUCACUGUCUUUGCAGGUAAAAUUCUUGUUUCUGUUUAAAGAUGCUUUGGGGGUUUUUUGGUUACAGUUCUAAUUCGUUUAUAUUAAGGUUCUUUUUCCAGCUGUGAGCAAAAUGGGUUGUAAGAGACAUGACUACAUAUUACAUAUUUACAAGCUGCAAAGCAUUGAAGUUACUUAACUGUUUUGAAAAGCACUUGAGUUUUGUGCAUUCUUUGAAAAGAAAAGGAUGGAUAGCAAGUAAUCUGUUUAUUUUUCCCGAAUAUUUCUCUUUGAUAAAUGAAUAAAGUCGAGAUUAUUUUUGACAGCGUCAAUAUGUAGCUCAAGCUAAACAAAUUAAAAUAUUGCAGGUGAACCAGAAAGUUUCCACUUUUUCUUGCCCCACAAUGAUGAGAUAAUGUACUUUGAUGUACUUUGCCACUGCUAGUAUAAACACUUCUCUAUAUGUUGGCCUAUAUUAUUACACUUGUUAUCUCUGUAUACUUGUAGGUUGUGCACAAUUUUUCCUCGAUGGGUUAAAAUUGAGAGACAGCUGAUGUAUCUCCUAACCCUUCCACCCUGUAUCAGUUUGUGAUAUAUAAUAAAACAUGAUGCUUGUG
This is a messenger RNA of Pomacea canaliculata, 13827 nucleotides long. Its product is annotated as neurobeachin-like. Gene Ontology annotation, molecular function: protein kinase binding. Gene Ontology annotation, biological process: intracellular protein localization. The record is from RefSeq and is a predicted model, not a curated record. Lineage: Eukaryota; Metazoa; Mollusca; Gastropoda; Architaenioglossa; Ampullariidae. Gene Ontology annotation, cellular component: cytosol; membrane.